UACUCCACUAGGCUUGCUCUUCAAUUCAGAGACUCCGACAAAGACGCUGUCGCCGCCUCAGCUGCUGAUUUAUCGCUUUGUUGACUAUUCAGACUCCCUCUUGUGUGGUUGAAUUUUUUGUGAAAGCUGUGGAGAUUACUAGAAGCCAAAUUAAUUUCAGUUUUUUCCCUGUCCGGGACAAUGUAUUAAAUUCGUUUAGAAAUAUACAAUUAUACAUAUGUGUGUGAAAAAAAAUUCUUUGGACAUUUUAGAGAACCAUGGGAUAAUUCGGUUGCUACCCAAGUUUUAAAAUGUUUGAUUGGUGCAAACAUGAACAAUGUUAAUUCAAUUCAAUUCAAUUUAAAAAUAAAAUAAAAAAUCGUAAUCAUUCGAAACGUUUUUUUUACUCAAUUAAUUCAAGAUUGUUAUUUGUUUUGUUGACUAAUUCAAACUGUCCCCCUUGCCCUUGUAUGACCGGUGACAUUGAAUUAGGGUUGAGUACAUGUAGGGUAUCCUGACUCCUGAUUUUUUGGGUUAUUCGAGUUUCGUCUUCGUCUUUAUGGAUUUUGAAAAAACACUAUCUCGUUUUCGUUUUUGUGAAACUCGGAUACCCAAGACUCGAAUAUUCAUCAAUCUCAACGGCAAUGGUGAAUGUUACUGAUCUUGGAGCCGUAGGAGUCUCUCGCUAUGGUCCAAAGCUUUUGCACUCUCUCUCAAACAUCAGGUUAAAGGGCUUAACAGGGAAAUUUGAUAUACUCGACGGGCAACUGCAGUCUUCAACGUUUGAGAUCAUCAAUCUCAACGGCAAUGGUGAGAGAGUGAUUGGAUACUGGACACUCGACAAAGGGCUCGUGAAGAAACUGGACCAAAGGAACAGAACAAUGGAACGGUAUACGAAGUCAAAGGAGAGGCUAGCGCCAGUGAUAUGGCCGGGUGGGUCGAUAUCUGUCCCGAGAGGGUGGGAGGCUCCGACAAACGGGAGGAGAUUACGUGUUGGAGUUCCGGUGAAGAGAGGUUUCGAGGAAUUCGUGAAGGUGAGGAAAGAUCUGAGCACGAACUCGACCAUUAUUGUGACCGGUUACUCCAAAGAUAUUUUCGAAGCGGUUCUUAGACAAUUGCCUUAUGCAGUCACUCCUGACUACGGUUCUUUCGAAACUCCAGACGAGAACUACAACGAUCUGGUCUACCAAGUUUAUCUAGGGAGUUUCGACGCGGUAGUUGGAGAUGUUACAAUAAUAGCGAACAGGACGGAGUACGUAGACUUCACAUUGCCGUACACUGAAUCCGGAGUGUCUAUGUUAGUGCCUCUGAGGAAUAACAGGGACAAGAACACAUGGGUGUUCCUCAGACCUUGGAGCUUGGAUCUUUGGGUUACAACUGCAUGUUUCUUCAUCUUCGUCGGAUUCGCUGUCUGGGUUCUUGAACACAGAGUCAACGAGGAUUUCCGUGGACCGCCUCUGCAUCAGAUCGGAACCAGCUUCUGGUUCUCCUUCUCCACCAUGGUUUUCGCCCACAAGGAGAGAGUGGUGAGCAAUUUAGCGAGGUUCGUGGUGAUCGUGUGGUGCUUCGUGGUUUUAGUGCUCACUCAAAGCUACACGGCAAGCUUGACUUCGCUUCUCACAGUGCAACAACUCCAACCAACGGUCACAAACGUAAACCAACUGAUCAAUAAUGGAGACCACGUUGGGUACCAGAGAGGCACCUUCCUGCUGGGGGUCUUGAAGAAUCUCGGCUUUGACGAAUCAAAGCUCAGAGUUUACGACUCUGUGGAUCAGCUGGACGAGCUUUUAACGUCGAAAGACGGUAUAGCAGCAGCGUUCGACGAAGUUCCCUACCUGAAGGUUCUCCUUUCACGUUACUGCUCAAAAUACACAAUGGUUGAACCAUCCUUCAAGACUGCUGGCUUUGGCUUUGUGUUUCCCAAGGGCUCACCUUUGACAGAUGACGUCUCGAGGGCAAUCUUGAAGGUGACUGAAAGCGAAGAAAUGAGACAGAUCGAGAGCAAAUGGUUCAAGAAAGAGAGCAAUUGCACUGAUCCAAACACUUCCCUUUCGUCGAACCGUUUGGGCCUCGGCAGCUUCUGGGGCCUGUUUCUAAUCGCGGGGGUCGCUUCCUUUUAUGCCCUUACCGUGUUCGCGGUCAUGUUUUUGUAUGAACACAAGCAUGCAUGGAACCACUCCAAUGGCGAACCUCAUGAUUCAUCGAGAUGGAGAAAGUUGGUGGUUUUGCUUAGAAUCUUCAACGAGAGAGACGUGAAAUCACAUACGUUUAGGAAGAGUGGUCAUUAUUCUCAGAAUGCGACAUCGAUUGACGCAUCGCCUAAUACACAUUACCACCCACAAAGCCCUUCGACUUCGCAAGACACGCCAUGGCCACAGAGUCCGUCGAGUCCUUCCAAAGGUUCGAGCUUUUCCUUCUUCAGUGACCGAAGAAGAGACGAACAUGAAAACGAAGUUCAUGCAGAGGUUGGAGGUGAAGGAAAAGCAGAACAUAACUGCGGAACAAGUUCUCAAGCUUAAGUAUCGGUUGGAUAGUUCAUUCCUUGAUAUCAGCUGUAAAUCUAAAAUUUGUCACAUAUUUACAUGA
Tarenaya hassleriana is the source of this 2565-nucleotide messenger RNA. RefSeq names its product glutamate receptor 2.7-like. Gene Ontology annotation, cellular component: plasma membrane. Gene Ontology annotation, molecular function: glutamate-gated receptor activity. Lineage: Eukaryota; Viridiplantae; Streptophyta; Magnoliopsida; Brassicales; Cleomaceae. The transcript has 5 exons. Bases 624 to 2498 code for a protein of 624 amino acids. The record is from RefSeq and is a predicted model, not a curated record.